Boeremia exigua is the source of this 402-nucleotide messenger RNA. Its product is annotated as ribosomal protein L14b/L23e. Gene Ontology annotation, molecular function: structural constituent of ribosome; large ribosomal subunit rRNA binding. The record is from RefSeq and is a predicted model, not a curated record. Gene Ontology annotation, biological process: translation. Gene Ontology annotation, cellular component: ribosome; mitochondrial large ribosomal subunit. Bases 1 to 402 code for a protein of 133 amino acids. The transcript is spliced from 3 exons. Lineage: Eukaryota; Fungi; Ascomycota; Dothideomycetes; Pleosporales; Didymellaceae.
AUGAUCCAGCUGAAGACUCUCGUCAACUGCAUCGACAACUCGGGCGCCGCCAUCGUCGAGUGCGUCAAUGUCCUGCGAUCGAAGCGCCCGGCCAAAGUCGGCGACCGCAUCGUCGUCGUCGUCAAGAAGCAACGCAACUUCGGCCCCGAGACGGGCAAGAGCGUGUCGGUCAGCGCGGCGAACAAGGUGCGGAGAGGAGACGUGCGCCACGCCGUCGUCGUGCGCACCGCGAAGAAGUGGCAGCGCCCGGACGGCAGCGUCGUCAAGUUCGACGACAACGCCUGCGUGCUGAUCAACAAGGCCGGCGAGCCCAUCGGGUCGAGAGUCAGCGGCGUGGUGGCCGCCGAGCUGAGGCACAAGCAGUGGUCGAAGAUCCUGUCGCUGGCGCCCAUGCACGUCUAA